Molecule: messenger RNA, 2794 nt
Organism: Uranotaenia lowii
Lineage: Eukaryota; Metazoa; Arthropoda; Insecta; Diptera; Culicidae
Exons: 3
Source: RefSeq, a predicted model, not a curated record
AGCACCUGAACAACAAUCACUUGAACUACAACUACAACCGCUUCAUUUCCCAUCUGGGUCGACCAGCACGUCCUCCCUCGGGUCAAUGGUACACUCCGGCACCAUUCUUGGCCGCUACCCAAAACCCCCUAUCCAGGGAUGAAGCCCAACAGCUACUCGAACUCUACUAUCUCAUCCAAAUGAUAACCCUCUAUCGUCGGGCAGCCCCUCGUCGAACGAAGCUGGACGAACUGGUCGAACAGCUCAAGGAUGACUACUUCGAGCAGCAGCUGCGAGACCUUUUGCAUGAGGUCGAAGGCUUCGACGAAGUGGCCAUUCUUGGGUCGCAUGCUUACGACCGUUUGGAACCCUGGAAUUUGUUGGAUAAGGGACGAUUUGUAAAUGACUAUCGACAACUGAUACCAGCCUUGCAUCGGGUGCUGGAUGUGAUCGAGGUGGACAACUAUGCGGACGAAGAUUUCCGAGAGAAGUUGAAACAGUUGAAGAAAAACGUCGAAGGAGUUACCGUUGAGGUGAUUCAGAAAGAGCUGAACAUCUUGGAGGAGUUGGAUUCGUUGAAGUGGACUACGGAGAAGCCCUGGACGAUUCAGGACAUUUUGGCGAUUAUUUUCGGAAAGCAAGGACAGAAGCCGAUCAAUGAUUUCGAUGAAAACUAUGACAUUGUCGAAGAGGACGAUGAACCUGUGGAUGAUGGAAAGGUCGAAGAGUUCUGGGUAGUUAUUGACGAUUCCAGCGAAGACAACCAAUCAAAUGAAAUAAAGCCUGGUGUCAUUGACAUCAGACACGAUUCGAACGGUACUUUGGAGGUGAAAUCUGUUCCAGACAAUGUUACAGUAGUUGUUGAAGAAGAUUCAGUUAUUGUAGCGAAAACUAUUGAAGGUGAUACUGAUGCGAACCAGGGAGAAACAGAAGCCACGAGUGAGCUUCACGAAAUAGAAUCCGAAGAAAAGUCUGAUAGUUUUGAAUUCAAGCCAGAAUAUUACGAAAACAACGAAUCGGACACCGAUGAUCUAGAACACCAAGAGAUAUCUGAAGUUGAAAACCGCGAAGAACCAGAACUUGUAACCGUUGUUGAAAACGCUGAAGAAACCAUCUCAAUUUCUCAGACCCCUGUGUCUGCAACCACUCCAAUUGUCAUUCUAGAAGGAUUAUUAGAACCAGAGAAACUCGUACCAGAAAGUAAACAAGAAGUUUGGGCCGAAACCGAAACUUUACCUACCAUCCUACAACAAAUCACAGAACAGCCCGACAUGGUUGAAGCGAAAGAAACCGAAUCGAUCGUCCAGCUGCAACAAAUCUUAGAUAACCCUGGCAGCUUUCCAGAGCACUACAACGAACCAGAGGUAAUUUUCGAAUCGGAAAAGCUUCCUGAACCCAUCGACGUCAGUCAACCGGCAGAGUGGAUCGAGCCGAAGGAACAAGAUGGCGAGCCGCUUGUCGAUCUACCGGACCAGGAAGAAGUGAUCGACGAGCUGGAAGCUGAACUGCUGCUGAACAAUCUAAGUGAAGAAGUGGAGGAACAGGACGCCGAGGAUAUUGAUGAAGCCUCAACAGAGAGUGUUCCUCUCUGGGAAAGUGAAGACGAAGCCGGCAACGAAACCGGUGACGACAACGUUGAAGCAAAGUCAGACGACCUUGAAGAAUUGGAUAGAAAUCACGCACCGAAAAUCGGCUUAGAAAUCGAUCCCGAUGAGCAGUAUGAGCAGGUUUCGAAACCCACCGAAACAGCUUUCACCGUUGAUGAAGACGUUCGACGCUACGUGGUCGAUGAGGUCGGCAAAGUGCUGGAUUUGGUACAGGAAUCUCACGGUGAGCAGGCGCGCUCGAGUGUUUCCGCUGAAGAUUUGGAUCGGAUGGCUGCCCAGUUGCAGCCGGGAGAAAGUCGCGAGAUCGAUGAAAAGUUGGUUAAGAGUGCUGGGCGAGUCGCUAUUUUGUCGGCUCUUCAGGACAUUCUGAGAGAGAAGGAUGACGAAGCGAGUGCACGGACGAUUGAGGUCUUGGAAAUGUGGAAACAGGAUGAAGAAGCGGUGACAGAAGAUGGAUACUUUGAGAGGAAUUAUGGAGUGGGAGUUGAAGCUCGCAAGAUUCCUGAAGACGAGUCACUUAUUAUAGAAGAUGAAAACAAUUCAGCUGCAGUUGUAGAAACGGUGGACGAGCAAGAACUGCAAAUAGAUGAUGAUGUCGAAAUCAAAGAAGCAGAAGAGAUCAGUGUUGAAGAACCUGAGUUUAAAUUGAAGAAUGAAGCGACUGGGGAAGAGAGUGAAACCACUGAUAACGAACGAACUUCCGAUGUAGUAGAACAGAAGAAUGCUUUGGAUGAAGUUGUCUUGGACAAACCAGAAAUUCCUUCUCAAUCCUUGAAUGAAACUCAGGAAGCGACGAAAAAAAGUUCGGUUGAGUUGACAGACGAUAAAACACGCGGAAAUUUGCAGCCGUUUCCUGAAGAGGUUACCGAUGAAACGGAACCUCUGGAGGUGGCUAGAGUUAGCACUGACGAGAGGCCUUUAGAAGAUCAAAACAUCGAAGAAGUUCUUUCCGAUUAACCACACGUUAAUCGACUCAAUUUUAACCCUACUUAAACCAUAAAGACUUAUUUAAAAAUAAUUUUAGAAAAAAUGCAAUAAAUACAUUCCAAUUGGACGAAUCCCACCCUAAAAACGUUUAUCCCUCAACUUUCCAGGCCAAUCCGAAUCGAUCGACAACGAAGAAGAAAACAGUCUCAGCGCAAUCCAGGUAGAGGUACGCAAUUCCGAUUUACUGCAGCUGGUUCCGCAUGUAGUUGAGCAACUACGCC